AUGAAAAAAAUGAUGGAUGGAUGGAUAUUAAUACUGGUAUAUGUUUAUAAGGCGACUGUGUCUGAAGCAUGGACCAGCAGGUCGUGCAAAUGUGACUGUGAAGGUGUGUCACCAACUGAGUUCUCCUCCUUUGGCUCCUCUUCAGUGAGGGGAGUGGACUGCAUGCCAGAGUGUCCAUACCAUAAGCCUCUUGGCUUUGAGGCUGGAUCAGUGAGCCCGGACCAGAUAACCUGCUCCAAUCAGGACCAGUAUAGCGGAUGGUUCUCCUCUUGGCUCCCAAACAAGGCUCGCCUCAACAGUCAAGGAUUUGGCUGUGCAUGGCUCUCAAAGUUCCAAGACAGCAGCCAGUGGCUGCAGAUCGACCUGAGGGAUGUUAUGGUGGUCUCGGGAAUCCUCACUCAAGGUCGCUGUGAUGCCGACGAGUGGGUGACCAAAUACAGUGUGCAGUACCGCACGGACGAAAAACUCAACUGGAUCUUUUACAAGGACCAGACUGGGAAUAACAGGGUGUUUUACGGGAACUCCGACCGCUCUUCGUCAGUGCAGAACCUCUUGCGGCCGCCUAUUGUGGCGCGCUACAUCCGCAUCCUCCCCUUGGGCUGGCACACACGCAUCGCUCUGCGCCUGGAGCUGCUGCUUUGCAUGAACAAAUGUGCCUGAGCCUCGAAUCCUGCUCUCCUCGAGGCCUUCACCUCCGACCUCCUCUGUCCAAACACUCAAUGUAUGUGUUAACCUUGAUUAUUUUUUAAUCCUUCCAUUACAGUUGUAUGAAGGUCAUUCCAGGUUUGGAGAACAAUUUAGGCACUGACAUUGUGAAACGACAGACAUUUGAUUUAUUCUUUUUUUAUUUAAACAGCUAAUAAACCUCCAUAUAAUUUGAUUCAUCCAGCUCAACUCUCAAAAGUAAGCUUAAGACCCCUAUCAAACUCGAGGCCCGGGGGCCAGAUCUGGCCCGCCACAUCACUUUAUGUGGUCCGUGAAAGCAAAUCAUCAGUGUCAACUUGCAUGACAUUUGUCAAAAUCUGUACUGAAAUGUCAAAUUGUCAUGUGUAAAAAAACAACGUUAAGAUUUUGCAAUAAUCUUGUUAUCCUCUUUACAGUCAAUUGAACAAUAAUUGAAAAGACUAUUAUAGUUGAAUUGAUUAAUUCGAAAACUAGUAAUCCAUCAAUUUGUUGUGUACUCUCGUAAUGGCUCUCUGCCAUAUUUUGUUGUUCGGCACAACCCCGUUAGUUACUAUCAAGGCUCAAAAUAAGUGGUUGAGCCUCGCACUUUGGGAAUCAAAAUCAUAAUUUUAUGUCUCCAUAAACGCCUUGAAUUGCAAAAGUGAUGUCGUCUCUGCUGAGUCAUGGUCCUUCCUUCUUUUUCUCUCUUCCUUUUGAUGGCUAAAAACAUUUUAGGAACAGGGGUGCGUCUUGAGAGAAAAAUGUGAAAAUGUUUUGACAAUUACAAAGAAGAAAAAAUCUGACCAAAAAGCUGAUUCAAGACAUAAUUUAUCUGUAUAUGUUUGAUUUGUGGGGCGGCCCGGUAGUCCAGUGGUUAGCAUGUCGGCUUCACAGUGCAGAGGUACCGGGUUUGAUUCCAGCUCCGGCCUCCCUGUGUGGAGUUUGCAUGUUCUCCCCGGGCUUGUGUGGGUUUUCUGCGGGUGCUCUGGUUUCCUCCCACAUUCCAAAAAACAUGCAUGGUGGGCUGAUUGAACACUCUAAAUUGUCCCUAGGUGUGAGUGCGAGCGUGGAUGGUUGUUUGUCUCUGUGUGCCCUGCGAUUGGCUGGCAACCGGUUCAGGGUGUCCCCCGCCUACUGCCCAGACACGGCUGGGAUGGGUGCCAGCAACCCUCGGGAACCUUGUGAGGAUUAAGCGGGUCAGAAAAUGGAUGGAUCGAUGAAUCCAAUGUUUGAUAUGCAAAUGAACUCUGAAUUUUAUUUGUUUAAAGCAGUCUCACACUGGCUGAAUUAAUUUAACUUUGUCGCAAAUUGUUAACAUUCACACUGAACUGGCAUCGAAUCAAAGGAGUAAUUAAUCGUGGCACGUUGCUAUGGAGGAAGUCUGCACAGAUGUGCAAACAAACCAAUCCUAAACACGCCUCUCAUGUGAGACAACUCACUGAAAUGCUUGCUGCCUUCUUUUGACACGAGGUGAUCAGCAGGGAAUUUUACAGCUCUCACCAAGCCUCUCCCAACUAGCCUCUAAGGAAAAGAAGGUGAUAAUUUGACUAUAAUCUUCUGUCGGUAAUGGAAAGAAACACCCCUUGGAUUGUUUUCUGAUAUCUCAUGACAAUCCCAUAGUUUUGUUACGAUAAAUGUUCCUAAUGCAGAUUCUGUGUUUCAGGAUUCCAUUUCCUAUCUGAAUGUAUCCUGUCUUUGUUUUUUUUAAACGUCACAUUUUGAACACUGAUUACAUUUUUGAUGGCCAAAAUAAUGAUUAAAAAUAGGUGUAAAAAGAAAUAUAAACAUUUCUAUAAAUAGAUAAAUAAAUCGGGUGAUACACAGUACAUCUUGUGGUUGUUUUGACAAUUGUUGUUUUCCCAUCUGUGAAAAAAAAAUCAGGUGAUACAAAUGUCUUGUAUUUUGGUGCUAUUUAUUUUGAACUGAAUUUUGUUGACAUUUCUGAUGAUUUAUUUUUUCACGUCAACAUAAUUGUUUCGAAAUGUGAUGGUUUAAAAAAAAUAAAAGUUGAAACGUUGACGCCAAUUGUAGCAUCCUCCCAAACGACUUGUAUUUAUUUCUUCCUGAUUGUUGAAUUUGAAUGCAAAAAACUCGACAAUACCCUAUGUGUUGUAUUGGUUAAACACUCAGUUCAGAUUACGUGUCUUGUAGCAUUGCCCCACCAUGGAUUUUGUGAUUGAUAUUAAAGAUAUCCUCAAUGAA
Molecule: messenger RNA, 2865 nt
Organism: Hippocampus zosterae (dwarf seahorse)
Lineage: Eukaryota; Metazoa; Chordata; Actinopteri; Syngnathiformes; Syngnathidae
Gene: rs1a
Product: retinoschisin 1a
Source: RefSeq, a predicted model, not a curated record